AUGGUGAAAGACUUUCAAGACAUCCAGCAGUUGGACUCUGAAGAAAAUGACCACCAGCUGGAUAGAGGACCAUCUCCCUGCCAGCAAUUUCUACAGCGUCUCUGCUCACAGCCUCGCCUCAGUCUGCUCUCCUUGAGCUUCAAUGUCCUGAUGCUGGUGGUCAUUUGUGUCAUUGGAUCCAAAAGCACACAACUGAGAAAUGAGCUUCAAGAUCUGAAAGAAAGCUUCAACAAUUUUUCAUCGAGAACCCUGGUGGAGGUCCAGGCUAUCAGCUUCCAUGGCGGCAACACAAGUGACAGGGUGACUGAUAUGGAAGAGAAGCUUGAGAAAUACAAGCAGGACCUAAAAUCAGAUCAUGACAACUUGAUCCUCCACCUGAAGCACUUCCCAACUGAUCUGCGCAUCCUGGAGUGCCAGCUUGAAUUCCUCCACAGCAACGGUAGGGGCACCAAGUGCUGUCCUAUUAACUGGCUGGAGCAUGAUGGCAGCUGCUACUGGUUCUCUGUCUCUGGAACAACCUGGUCUGAGGCUGACAAGUACUGCCGGCUGGAGAACGCCUACCUGGCCGUCAUCAACUCCAGGGAGGAGCAGAAAUUCAUCCUACAGCACUCGAGCCCCUUUCACACCUGGAUAGGACUCACCAAUAGUGGCGGAUCCUGGACGUGGGUGGACGGUACCAACUAUGAGAAGGGCUACCUGAACUGGGCUUUCAGUCAGCCAGAUGACUGGAAGGGGCACGAGAUGGGAGGAAGUGAAGACUGUGUUGAAAUCCGGUCAGAUGGCAGGUGGAAUGAUGACUUCUGCGAGCAGGUGCACCGUUGGGUGUGUGAGACCAACAGGAACCACACCGUCGGGGCUUGA
Molecule: messenger RNA, 861 nt
Organism: Elephantulus edwardii (Cape elephant shrew)
Lineage: Eukaryota; Metazoa; Chordata; Mammalia; Macroscelidea; Macroscelididae
Product: asialoglycoprotein receptor 2-like
Exons: 8
Coding region: 1-861 (286 amino acids)
Biological process (GO): biological process involved in interspecies interaction between organisms
Cellular component (GO): external side of plasma membrane
Molecular function (GO): fucose binding; D-mannose binding
Source: RefSeq, a predicted model, not a curated record